Mytilus trossulus (common blue mussel) is the source of this 9778-nucleotide messenger RNA. RefSeq names its product transient receptor potential cation channel subfamily M member-like 2. The transcript is spliced from 33 exons. Gene Ontology annotation, biological process: metal ion transport; monoatomic cation transmembrane transport. Bases 354 to 5537 code for a protein of 1727 amino acids. The record is from RefSeq and is a predicted model, not a curated record. Gene Ontology annotation, molecular function: monoatomic cation channel activity. NCBI's taxonomy places the organism in Eukaryota, Metazoa, Mollusca, Bivalvia, Mytilida, Mytilidae. Gene Ontology annotation, cellular component: plasma membrane.
GUUGGACAUUAUAAAUUAAAUGUAAACAAAAAGCACGUGCUUGGAAAUUGUUUAUUUGCACUGACCGAUCGGGUUUGGUUAUUGACCUGUUCUGCCGUAGAUUAAGCUAUUAACUUUCUUACACUUAUAGCGUUAACAUUUGCUUACAAAUAUAUAAGUAACUAUCAUCAUGACAAUUUAAUUUGCAGUAGAAUGGACUCGUGAACCUUAGAUGACCCCCAUCACAAGGUCGAUGUUCCAGCUGGCGGUACUUCGACAAAGGAUAGUGAACUGAUUAGAAGUCGAUUCCAUAAUUAGCACGGUUGAUUUGUAUCAUGAUUAAGAUGUAAUAUAUAAAAAGGACAGUUCCCAAAAUGGAUGAGAAAAAAGACAAUCUUGAUCCUAUUGAAGUGAUUAUACCUAAUGGAAAUCAUAGUCCAGGUGUGGCAUUUAAGAAUGGACCUUCAUCAGAAAUCCCUAGUCCAAAAACUGGUACAAGCCCACAUAUUGAUGCACUACAGAAUUUAUUCAGUCUUGGACCACCUGACUUAGCAAAUGACAAAUAUUCCCCAGAGCUGUCAAAUGAGAAGCACUCUCCAUUGCUAACACAUAAACCUUCACAACGAGUAAAAUUUCCUGCCUAUGAUAGAGAAGCUAGUAAUGAAUCCGAUGCUGAUAUACAGUUCUUCAUGGGUAAAAAUGUGGAUGAGAUUCAGAGAACCGUUAGAUCUCUAGGAGAUAUCUCAGUUGACACACAGAACAGUGAUACAUACCAAAAUGCACCUUUCAAAUGUGGACAUCUCAAAUUUGACAGCAAAAAAAUUGAAAACUUUGAGCAUAAAAAGCAUUAUGUGUGUGUUCCCUGGGAUGCAACUCCAUAUGAACUAACAUACUUUAUGGAACGCUUUUGGAACAUGAGGAGUCCUAAGAUAGUGUUAUCCAUUAUGUCUGGUGUACGUAAUGAGAAGAUAUGGAAAAACCCAAGAUUGAGAGACCAGUUUAAGAAAGGUUUGAUAAAGGCAGCCAAUUCUACAGAGAUGUGGAUUGUGACUAAUGGAGUAGAUAAUGGUAUAGCCAGUAUAGUGGGUGAGGCUGUUAAUGAGGAGAAAUUCAUCAGGACAAAUAGCAGAGUUGAUCUUAGUCAGCUUAGACCUGAUGCUGUCAAGAAAUUUCAUCGAUUAACUGUUAUAGGAGUUAUACAAAAGCAGAAAGUUGUUUACAAUGAUCAACUUGAUGGUUCUGAAGGAUUGACACUCACCAAUGAAGGUUGUAAACCAAAUAAGGAUAUUCAUGAAUUAAACCCAGAUCACACACAUUUUAUCUUGGUGGAAUCAGAGACGGAGGAUCAUUACAUUGACUUCAGGUCUAAUUUUGAAAAGCAGUUGGAAUGUCAGUUGGGUCGACCUAGACGUUACAAACGACUCCUUAGUUACAAUUCUGAUGAAAAUGAGGCUGAAGUUGUUGAGCCUCCACCACAAACCAUUCCUGUUGUUGGAUUAUUAAUUCAGGGAAGACCUCAAAAAAUAGAUCUAGUUCUCUUUUAUCUGCGCCAUAAAAUGCCAGUGGUUGUUGUCAAAGGAACGGGAGGCUGUGCUAAUCUAUUGGCUUAUGCUAUAGAGGAAACUCAAGACAGAUCCGUUGCAGAAGUUGGCCAUUUGAGUCCUGAAUUACUAAAGUUGAUAAUUCACAAUUUCCCUGAUGAUUUUAAUAAGAAUGAUUUUGCUCGUAAUGCUUUCAGAGAUAAAAUUAUUGAAUGUGUUACUUUGUCAAAAGAGGAUGAUAGGACUUUUAUGACAGUAAUAAAUACACAGGGUGCGGAUGGAAACUUAGCUGAUCUUGACAAGUACAUACUAAAAGCUCUCCUAAAAAGUGAAAUAAAGAAAAGUUCAAGAUGGAGAGAAAGAGCUUACAAAGAUUUAACUUUGUUGUUGGACUGGAACAGAGCAGAUUUGGCUCAGACAGAAAUAUUCUCAUCUACAAAUGUGUCAAAAAUCAAGGUUGAUAAGACAUUAUUUGAGAAGUCACUGAUCAGGAAAGACAGAGAGGAGUUUGUCUCUUUGUUUCUGGAACAAGGGUACCAGAUCCAUAAAUACUUGAACCAUAAGAACCUGAAGUAUUUGUUUGAGAGAGCUGAGGACUCAGAAUUCUUCAGCACUGUUUGUCUGGAGGGAAUUCUGGGUAAACAUUACAUGAUUCCUGACCAGCCACUCCCACAUGACUUUUUAAUCAACGAUCUAAACAAACUGGUAGCUAAGUUAUCUGGAAUCAAGGAUUUUAUUCAACCAUAUGAAUUAUCUAUGAAUUCUGCAGAACUUUAUGUUUUAGACCCUGCUGUAGCUGAGAGAAAGGCAGUAAACUGUCUUAUUGUAUGGGCUGUACUUUUAAGUAGACCUAAACUAGCCAAAGUUCUAUGGUAUAGGUGUGAUGAACCUAUCCCUGUGGCUCUGAUCUGCAGUAAUAUAUACAGAGAACUGUCUAAAUGUCCAAUGGAAAGAUCUCAACGGACUGAUAUGGAGGAGCGGGCAAAAGAAUUUGGUAACAUGGCUUUAGGAGUGUUAGACAUUAGUUACAGAGAUACCAGUGCCCAGGCCUACUCUAUGCUAUGCAGACCCCUACCAGACUUUAAUAACAAGAGUACAAUAGAAAUAGCUCACAAUGCUUAUUAUCUGAACUUUAUUGCACAUCCAUGCUGUCAGAAGUGGCUAACAAGAAAGUUAUAUGGAUCAAUCCAGAUGAAGGAAUUAAACUGGGGUAUCUGUAGAUUACCAUAUUGGUUUAAGAUUUUGUCCAGUGUUUUUCUCAUCUUUCCUAUGUUUAUUUGGAUAUCAUUUGUUAAUGAUGGAAAGAAGAAAGAAAAGAAAGGAAGAACAACAGAAGAGUCAUGCUCAAAGGAUGAUGACUUUUCUGAAGCAUCAUCAUCUGAUGAGGAAACAGCCAUCUUACCAAGGACAAAAUCAGAAGUAGAGAUGGAACUCAACAAUUUGCAAAGGAGGAAAUCAGUUAAAAAGUUUCCAAAUUUGUUCAGACAGAAGAGGCAGGAAAAAAUCCCAGUGUCAAGAAAAGUCCAGAUGUUGUGGACAGCACCUAUAACAAAGUUCUGGAUUACUCAGAUGUUUUAUUUUAUAUAUCUUGGUCUAUUCUGCCUGGCAGUGUUGUGGCCAACAUGUGGAAAUCUAUAUUUAGAUCUUAUUGUGUGGGUUUGGACUGUGAUCAUUUUGUUAGAACUCAUAAGACAUACAUAUGUCAAACAUCAGAUACAUAGAGGGAUGUCUUUGUUAUACAAUUUCUUUGAAAUGACAGUGAUGAUAAUAUUCCUGAUAAUGUAUCUGUGUUUACGUAUUGUGCCGUCCUGGAUCAACUUCUCAGACAUAUACAUUACUAAGACAGUGCUUAGUGUGGGCCUCAUCUUCUUUUUCUACAGACUGCCACAUAUAUACUUACCUAUUAGUCCAACUCUUGGGCCUAUGUUGGUCAGGAUUAACAGAAUGGUUAGUGUUGAUUUUGUUUCCUUCAUCAGAAUGUUUUUGAUCUUCAUGGUAUCCGGUGGUGUCACAAUUCAGGCUAUUCUGUAUCCUAACUAUCCACUGGGAAAAGAAUUAAUUAGACGAGUAAUUACAAGACCAUUGUUUGCUAUGUUUCUCACACAGAUUGAUGAUUUGAGUGGUUUUGAUGACUGCACACCAAAGUAUGACAACCUAACAUCAUCCUAUUGUGUGAACAAUCCAUUCCAGUCAGCAGGCUCUCACAUGUAUAAACCUGAACCAGAUGUUGCCAAUCUUCAGAAGUGUCCAAUGUCCAGCCUGAGUGGUUAUGUCAUCACCAUACAAUAUCUACUCAUCUGUAAACUGGUGCUGGUCACUUUACUUUUUGCAAUGUUUUCAUUAACCAUUGGGAAAGUAGACAAAGAGGCAGCAGCUAUCUGGAAGUUCCAGCGUUAUUUGUUAAUCAUGGACUUUGAGGAAAGACUGUGUUUUCCAGCUCCUUUAACAGUCAUUAACUACAUAUACAUUCUCAUUCAAUACAUACACAGAAGGCUAUCAUCAUGUAGACAAAGUUGUAUCAGCUUUUGUACCUGUACAACACAGAAGAAAAAGAUGAAUUUGAGUCAUACAGUUCAGAAGUUAAAAAGAUCAGAGGAUUAUAACUACUGGAAGAAAUGUUCACAUGAAUAUGUCAGUGCCCAGGAAGAACAGACUGAAGUGGAGUCUGUUCAUAAAAUGCAGGCUCAAAUAUUACAAAAUUUGCAAGAUGAUAUGAGGUUCCAGAGGAAAACAAUGAGGCAAAUGACAGACAGAAUCAUGGAGCUAGACAGAAUGAUGCACUCCAGUAGAAUGUACUUGGAGAGUAUCUCUCAUAAACUUGACAAGAAUGAUGUCUUAGGAAUAUCCACAAAUAAAGGUGGCCUGGUCCAUGUGGCAGCUAGACAUUCACCAUAUCCAGGUACCAGUUUAACCAGGUUCCAGGUGCUAGACAAGGAUGUCCCAUGGAAUAAAACCUGUUUAGUUUAUGACCCAAAAACAUUUACUAAACCAGCAGAUACCUUUGCUGAUGAAGAGAGGAUUUAUGUGGAUGAAGAUAUUUUAAACAUUACAUUGCAACAGCAAGAAAGAGAACUUUUAACAGAAGAAGAAAGAGCUGUGUUACCUCGCUUGCCAGUUCUCAAUAUGGUUUGGAAUAAAGUUGUAACACAGAAAGUUCCUGGAGUUAAAGGAAAGAGGAUGUUUGAUAGGAGGUCGUGGAUUAUGAUGGAUAAUGAGAUGUGUAGAUAUAAGAUUGACCCACUCGGUCUUCCUCUGAAUCCGAUGGGUAGGACUGGCCUAAUAGGUAGAGGGGCGUUGUGGCAAUGGGGACCCAAUCAUCAAAUUUUAGCUGUGUGUACAAGAUGGAGAAGAACAGACAGUGCAGACGGACAAGCACCAGGUUUUCUGUAUGUUGAAGGAAAGAAAGUAAUGGAAUUCAUUGCAGUGAAAAAGAGUGAUGAUGGAGACGAAACUAGCUUUGGUUUACCAGGGGAAUAUCUUCAUGGUCUUGUAUCACGGUACAGCACUUUGAUCCAAGCCUUUAAAAGAGAUGUAUUAGAUGAACCUGAUGGCCAGGGUAAAGCUAACUUAGACCAAGGGGACUUAAUACAGUAUUUUUCUCAGUUUGCUGAACUAAAUCUUGGCAGCAUCACUAAUUUAGGACCUAAGAUACCAGGAACCAAUCUGACUCGUUCAGCUUCAAAUCCCUGUCUGAACAGUGCUGCAGCUGCCAACAUUGUUCCAACUUUUACAGCCAUGUCAAAAUCUAGUUCUAAAAAGACUGAUAUAGAUUCGACAGGAUUCAGUGCCUCUCAAGUUUAUAAAGGAUACAUUGAUGAUCCCAGAAACACAGAUAAUGCCUGGAUAGAAGCAGAAGUUUGGAAUUUCCAUUACGAUGCUGGAGAUAUAUACGAUAUCAAAUUACCAGAUGACUCCAACAAAGUAAUGUGGAAAGAAGUUUCUCCGAAUGUCAGGAUAUAUGGAAAUGAAGGCGUCAUUGUCCAGGAAGCUGCUAAAAUUCAGGAUGCCUAUUUUUGAUAUUUAUGUAAAAAACAAACCAAAGAAAUCUAAUAGUGCAUAUAUGAUGAAAAUAAUUAUAACUUGCUGAAAUAUCCCAAGUUGUCAACGAAAUUUACAGGCGAAAAAAUAUGAUUCAAAAUAUUUUUACACACAGAUAGUUGCCUUAUUCAUGACAUUCCAUUUAUCAAUUUUUUCAAAGAAUAGUGCUGGGUGCUAGGUAUGAAAUAUCAUAAAUUUUAUAAUGUUUUAAAUUUUAUGAAUCAUUCAUAACUCAACUAACCAUACAUUUAAAUUCAACAUAAUAAAAAAUUCAUUAGUUAAUCGAUUCAUUGAUAUUUUUACAUCAUUAAGAGUUUUAAAUAAUGUAUUCACUAUACAUUAAUUCAUUAUUUCCAUAUUUUUGCAUCAUUUAAGAGUUUUUUAAUGUUUAAAAAACCAACCAGGAAUAUAUGAAUAUACAUUGUGUACCUAUCCUAAGUAAGAUCGUUGUGUUUUUAUGUAUUCAAGAUGAUUUCUUUCUAGUCUAUAACUGCGCUCAGACUCUCUAAAAACAGGACAUUGUACUGUGUUUUAAUCAGUAAGCCUCUAAAGGAUUUAAUGUAAGCCUCUAAAGGAUUUAAUGUAAGCCUCUAAAGGAUUUAAUGUAAGCCUCUAAAGGAUUUAAUAUGUUAACUACUGUGGAAUAAUUGUUAUUCACUGGUUACCAAUUUGUUGGAAAAUUUGUGGUUAGAGGUAAUUUGAAUGUUUAAUGUAGUUCACUUUUUUAGGGUUUGUAUCUAGACUUUGACAAAACAUGAAAAUUGUAUUGAUAUAACAAGAAACAUAUAAUUUUUCCACAAUCUAUGACAAAUGAUACCAACAAAAGUAAACGACAUGAUAAGAAUCUCUUUAGAGUUCAUGUUUAUGUAAUUGUCAGUGUUCUAGCCUGGAUCGUCAGGAUAAAAAAAUAAGUUUGAACUUUCAAUAAACCAUGUAAUGUUGUGUUGCGAGAGAUUUUUGACAACACUUGUGAAAUUAAAAGUUUUAAUUAAUGAUUAGACUACUGUAUGCUUUCUUUUGUAGUCACUUUCUUUCAAAAAGCAGAGCUAUUAGGAAUUUCAUGUCAAUUUAAUUUUAAAAAUAACACCAACUUCAUUUAGAAAUGCAUUAUUUUUCCUAGAUUCAAAUUCACAAACAUAACCAAAGUUGUAUUCUUGAUUUUUGUAAAUAUUCAUUGUUCAUGAAUCAAUGUAGUUGGUUUACAUUUAAAUUUGAAAUUAUGUAAGUAUUAACAAAUUUUCUUGCAAGCGGUCUAUUCUUAAUAAAUAUUAUGACUUGCUUUAAUGAAAAAAAAAUCAGGUAUGGGACCUUAAUUGCUGAAAGUCUAGGAAUUAUUGUAAAGUCAACUAUAGUAAGAUGUAACACCAUCAAAUCAUAGUACAUCACAGCGAUUUCAUAGGAAAGGGGGAAAAAAUGUUCAAUUGAAUUUGACAUUAGUAGGAAAUUAAACUUUGCAGUGAAAAUGUUUUCAAAGACCAUUCUUUUUUAGUUUGGUGUUUCCAUAAAAUAUUUUUGGAAACUUGAGGUUAAAUGAUUAAAUCACCCAGUCCUGUUAUUUGCAUUCAUAAAAACCAACCAAUAAUUUCUGCAUUUUCAGUAUUUCAUUUCAAGAAAGACAAAAACAAAGUUAAACAGGUACAACUCAGUUUGAAUUGACCAGUUGUAAUAAAAUAAGUCAAUACCUGUGUAUGUUUUGAUGCAAAUAAUCGAAUCUCAAAUAACAAAUUAAAGCUUUUAUCCUAAUGCUAGCAAGUAAAACAAUUUGUUUGCUUGCUUGCCUUAUUUGUAUCAAUGUUUAGAAUUUAGAUUGACAUCUGCAAAAAUAUAAGUAGACGGAGUUAAACCUGUAUAUAGAUAAAUUUAAUUAUGUAAUAUUCAAAUUUAAAUAUAAUGUAUAUACAAAUGGAAGUUUUUAAUGACCUUGACUGGCUAUACAGCCCUUGCACGGACGGUUAAUGUAUACACGUUAAUUGAACUCUGCCUUUUUAUAUUGUUUGCAGAUGUCAAUCUUCAAGAAAAUACUUGAGCAAACAUUAAUACAAACAAUGCAAGCAAGCAAUCCUAACCAAACUAUUAACUUGCUCGCAAUAGGAUAACAGAUUAACAAAACAGGCUACAUUCUACUUUACUUUUUAUACCUCAUCUUCGCUACCUCAACCAUUUAAAUGUAUAUACCUACCUCAACCUUUAUUAUAUAGAUAUAUUUUUAGUUUCAAUUGUAUGAAUAUAACUACACAUCUACAAAUGUAAUUUGUAAAAGUGCAAAGGGGAGAAGAAGAUAGCCAUUAAAUGAUGCAAUGAAAGGGAAAAUGUUAAUUUGUUUGAUCAUAAUAGGGUCAAAUCCCAUUAUUACAUUGGUAAAACGAAUGUAUUGAUUUUUUAAAACUUAUGUACUUUGAAUUACAGUCCCGAUACCAUUUAUUGUCUCACUUGUGAAGAAUGUCACAAAAUAAGCCAUUGUUGUUACUUUUCAUAUUUAAAAAGAUAUUUAGAUUUUGAUAUAUAUAUAAAUAUACAUGUAUAUAAACAUUUGUCUUCUACUCUGGAUUCAUUAUUCUUUUUUGGAUACCUAUUUUCAUUGGUUUCAUGGGUUCAGGUGAACCACGAAUUCAAACAUUCAACGAAUGACAAAUUUUCUAUAAGCCUUGUGUGCAGAGAUUGUCUAAACCACGAAAUAAAAUACCACCAAAUAAGCAAGUUUUCCUGAAUCCCCAAAAAUUGAUACCAACGAAAAAUAAAAAUUCACACUAGUUUGUGUCUAGAGGUCUUUUAGUUUUUGUGUCUUUAAUUGUCUCUCAUUGAUAUCCAUCCCACAUCUAUCAUUCUUAUAUUCAUCCAACAAGUGUUUGGUUCAUGCAAAAUAGCUUUAUAUUCUACAUGUUUCUAAGCUUUUACAAAUAAAUUUCAUAGUUCAAGAAAAUGUAUAGUGAUCUACACAUAUUAUGUCCGAGCGGGUAUGUGAUUGGUAGAAUUAUUAUGUAUAUUUUUUUAUGGACACGGGUGGUUUUAGAAUGUUUAUGUUCCAGAACCUAUGAGUAUUUGGACCGUACGCCGGACUGUAUGCAUACUUUUUCAAAAUACUCAUACGGCCGGACCGUACGCAUAUGGUCUGAUUAAAAUUAAGAAGAUGGUCAAGUUUAUUAGAUACAAAUGCAUAGAACAGAUCAACAUAACUUAACUCUCAAAUUGAUAUAAAAAAAAGUUCAAUUGUAAUUGAAAUAAAAACUUUAUAUUUUAACUAUUUGAAAACAUCACGCUAUUUAAAAAAUCUGUUAAUCCCUUGUAUUUAGCAUGUUGAUCAGUAAUGAAUUAAUUGAAAUAUGAUCACUGAAAUUGAAGAUAUGGGAAGUAAACAUAAUUAUAUGAGAGGACAAUUGUUUUAGAAUAUUUAGCAACUUUACAAACAAAUGCUAAUGCAAAGGAACAUGCAUGAACUGCAAACAUGUAAAUGUAAAGAAAUAUUAUGUUACUUGUGGUAGCAUGUGUCACCUUGAGCAAGAGUACCAAAAUAGGAUACAGAUAUACAAGUAAUCAAAUAUUUAAUUUCAAUUGUUGGUUUGUUCAUUUUAUCCAUUAUCCAUCUAAUUUUAAUCAUUUAACAAUUUGUGUAAAAUUUAAAAUAAAGAUUGUCAUAAAUGUUUGUUUAAAUUUAAACCAUAUGAUCCAAUAACAUGUACGGUCAGCUCGUACUGGACCUAGAUGUAUAUUCAUACGGUCCAAUCAUAUGGUCAGACCGUACGAGUAUAGGUAUACAGUCCUAACCGUACUGGUACGGUCCAAAUACUCAUAUGGUCUGGAACAUUUACACAUAAGCUGAGUUACAUAGAAAUCGACCUUGUGCCAAUAAAUAACAAUCUGUUAACAUAUUUUGGGUUAAAAAAAAUUAUGCAUACUUAGUCUGUAACUGUUUGAAAAUUGAGUUGAUAUAAGAACCGUACAAAUUAUACCUGAAUUCCUCAUAUAUUUCAGAAUUGUAUGUUCCAAGAUAAGUUUUAUACAUGUACAAGUAAAUGUACAAUUGCAUAAGGUCGAUUUCUAUCCAUCGCAGCUCACAUAUUGGUCUAUUGUUUAACAUAAAUAUGACUUCCAUUUAGUUGUAUAAGUUUUACAUGUUAUCAAUAUCAAAUGUAAUUUUUAAUGUAUAUUAUAUUCAUGUGCUUUUUGAAACCAAGAAAAUUUGUCGUUUUAUACACAGAUUUUACAUUAUUAGCAGUUUUACC